AAUAAGGGAGAUCAUAAAUAAUAAGCUAUUCGUUUCAUCUUCUUUCUCCUCGAUUUCCUGGAGACAUUUAAAAGAUUCUUGAUAUAUAGAGAUACAUAAACCCUUUUCUAGAGAUUGAAACGUAACCAAACAAUCCAAACAAAAAGAGAGACAGAGAGAGAGAGAGAGGAUAAUGCUUUGUAGCCAAACGCCGACGUUUCAUGAUCGCCGGCGUCUCCUUCUUAUAGGCGUUGCGAUCCUGGUCUUUUCCUGUUUGGUUUCUUUCUCUCAUGGAGUUUCCUCUUCUAGUCAUCAUCAUCCAUCCUCAACCUCAUUUCAAGGAUUCAGGAGGCAAAUUCAGGAAGGAGCAAAUGGGACAUUGGUGCUAGCGGCGGAGAGGACACGGCGGCCUGAUCCUCUCAACAAUUUCAAUAUAUAUACCGAUGGUUGGAACGUUACCAAUUCUCAUUACAUCGCCUCUGUUGGAUUUUCCGCUGUUCCGUUCAUAGUAAUAGCAAUCGUGUGGUUCGUGUUUCUCGGACUCUUCCUCAUCUGCUCAUGCCUCUGUUGCUGUUGCUGCGGUUGCGGCCGCCGGCACUACGGCUACUCUCGCGUCUGCUACACUCUUUCUCUCAUCUUCCUCCUCCUCUUCACCGUCGCCGCCGUGAUUGGGUCUACGAUGUUGUACACUGGGCAAAAAGAGUUCUACGGUAGCGUGGAGAAUACGUUUAUGUACAUUGUGAACCAAGCAACUAAAGUUUUGGGUAAGCUAACGAGCUUGUGGGACUCUAUUCAAUCUGCUAAAGACAUUCAGCUCGAUGGACACAACCUCUUUCCUCCUCAGUUUAGAGGUAACAUUGAUCAUUUCAACAACAUGAUCAAGAUGUCCAACAUCACUUACCCUGACCGUGUCGCUAACCAGACAAUCGGUUAUCUCACCGGAGUACUAAACCCUGUGAGAUUAGUGUUAAAUGUGAUUGCUGGUGUUAUGCUCGCAAUCGCAUUCCUUGGACUCUUGUUUUCCUUCUGUGGACUACGAGUUCUUGUCUACCUGUUAGUAAUCCUUGGUUGGAUUCUCGUCACAGCAACGAUCCUGCUAAGCGCAGUCUUCCUCGUCUUCCACAAUGUGGUUGCGGACACAUGUACGGCUAUGGACCAAUGGGUGCAUGAUCCAGCGGCAGAGUCGGCCUUGAGCCAGCUGCUUCCAUGUUUAGACGCUAAAACCAUUGGAGAUACAUUGGAUAUAACCAAGACGAUGACUUCUACGGCCGUUGACAUGACCAAUGCCUACACUGUCAAUGUCAGUAACCAUGAUGAGUUCCCACCUAAUGUCCCUUUCUACCAUAACCAGUCUGGUCCGCUCGUUCCUCUGCUCUGUAACCCGCUCGAUGAACAUCGCAAUCCACGUCCUUGUGCUCCUAACGAAAUCCUCCUUGCUAAUGCUUCUCAGAUAUACAAAGGCUUUGUGUGCCAAGUAAACGCAGAAGGGAUCUGCAUAACACAGGGAAGGUUAACUCAAGCUUCAUACGAUCAGAUGAUGGGUGCGAUCAACGUGGCGUUCACGUUAGACCAUUACAGUCCGUUCUUGGCUAGCAUUGCUGAUUGCUCCUUCGUUCGAGACACUUUUAGAGACAUAACCACCAAGAAUUGCCCUGGACUCACCAUCACCAGCCAGUGGAUCUACGCUGGACUCGCAUCACUCUCUGGUGCAGUCAUGUUCUCGCUCAUCUUUUGGAUGAUUUUCGUUAGAGAAAGACGUCACCGGUCUCACACCAAGAAGUCUAUGGUCCAGAUGAAUACGAUUUAAUCAUCGCAGACAGGACCAUUCACUGAAUGAGUGAGGAUAAAUGGUAUUUAAGUUUUUUUUUGGUUGUUUUUGGUUGAAAACAUUAAUGAUUUGUUAUAAAAAAGAAACAGUUUAGAAACAAAUUCGUGUAAUCUCUUCUUAUAUACUCACUCAAUAUUAAUCAGUUGUCCUUUUAGAAUCCAGGAACAUUCGUGUAAUAAAUCUACCAAAAUACGCUGAACCAUCUAUGGUCGAGAGAUUGGUAGGUUUUGAAUAAAUCAAGCCAUUUAAUGACGACACUGAAAUGUUGUCGGUAGCCACAGAUUAAAUGUAAUAGUAACUACGAGUAACAAGCAACACCUUACAUAUGAUACGACGAGUCUUAACUAAUACGUGUUUGAUCUCUAAAUGUAACUCAAGGGUCAAGGCCGGUGCAGAGUCGAUGUGUUUUUGUCAUUGAAUUAUCAAAUUAAUAUUUUUUUCAUCGUAAUUUAAACAGGUAUGAUUUGUGCGUAUCCUCUUUGAUCUGUCUGUUUUUGACUCUACGCAUCGCUUCUGUUAAUUAAAGACAAGAGUGUUCAAAAAAAAUGCUGUGUAAAUCUUCAUCCGAGGAAAUACUUAUCGAAGCAUAUAAUAUACAUAAUUAAUUGAGUGUUCCAAAAAAAGUACAUAAUUAAUUAAAUAUAAAAGUGGUAAGAUUAAUAAAGUGAUUGAGAGCAUCUAACCAUAUAACCCCGUACCGACGCAAAAAAAAAAGACCUAAAACUCUCUCUACGACUCAAGCGCCGCCUCAAUCUCUUCUUUCGGAUCUGAGGUCUUCUCUGGCCGGCGCUCCUCGCCGUGCUGUGAGAGGACCUCCUCGAGCUCUCCUAUCUAGUUCUAGUCCCUGUGUAGUCUCUUUAGCUUUGCUUGUGGUGGUUAGUGAUGAAGUUUUUGUUCGACGGCGAUGGCGUUUUGGGGGUCGAGCGGUGGUUGGGUGCUGGUGCGUUUCUCGAUGAGGUGGGAUUCUCUGUCAAAGGCGUGUUCUCUCCGCCAGUGGAGAUUAGAGAAUCUGUUAGAUUCGAGGGGGUUUGAGUCUGGUUCGAUGGUGGUGCGUCUCGUUGGUUGGUUGAUCUUCUCUCUGGCUCCUCAUGUUCUUGUCUCCGGUUGUUUCGAUGUCGGCGUGAGGUUUGGAAAUAGGUUCUUCCCUCUGUUUGUUCUUUGGGACAAGCUGUAGAGGACUUAGUGGAAGGGUGCGUGAUGUCUAGUUGCGGAAGUGGUUUGGCGUCUUACUUGGGCUUGGGAGUACUGCCUCUGUUCAUUGGAGUCAACUCCGGUGCUUGUUGAUAUUUGACGGUCAAAGCUUUUUGCGUGCUCAACUUUGGUUUUGAGAGGAACCGAAGGAGAUAAGUGUAUCUCAGUGCUAAUGCUUCUUUGUUGGUCGAUUGCCGCCAAUUUGAUCAUGAUAGUCUUGGAUUUGGAGUGGUUUUUAUUCAGCUACCGGUUGUAUGAAUAAGACGUGGGAAGCCUUUGUAGGCUUCGCCGUGGGGUGAUGGUGCGUAUGAGGCGCGUGGAGAACCCUCUCAAGGUCCAAUGGAUAAACUUAGUUGGGAUUGAAGGGUGUUUACAACGACGGUUAAGGAUUCUAACCUCUUUAAAUUAUGUUUAUGUGUUGGUGAUGUUCGUGUGCUUCCAGCCUAUCUCUAUGCUCUUCUCAAAUUGUGUUAAUUGUUGAUGAGCUCUCAUUAGGUAUGAUCGUCUUUGAGUGCAAGGUUGAGCACUCCUUUCCUGAAGUUCCUUUCUAUCCUGCCUCAGACAUCUUUUUUCUUCUUUGUUUAGUUUUAAGAGUUUAUGUUAUGUUCAACUUAUGGCUCUGGGUGGUACAUGUUACCUCGCUGGCUCUUGGCUCCGGAAGAGUAGGCAAUGGCUCUUCCGGCUUUGUGUAAAAUGUUGUUUGAUCUAA
Messenger RNA from Brassica rapa (field mustard), 3707 nucleotides. RefSeq lists its product as uncharacterized. Gene Ontology annotation, cellular component: plasmodesma; plasma membrane. The record is from RefSeq and is a predicted model, not a curated record. NCBI's taxonomy places the organism in Eukaryota, Viridiplantae, Streptophyta, Magnoliopsida, Brassicales, Brassicaceae.